Messenger RNA from Phaeoacremonium minimum UCRPA7, 627 nucleotides. Its product is annotated as putative prefoldin subunit 3 protein. Gene Ontology annotation, biological process: protein folding; microtubule-based process; tubulin complex assembly. Lineage: Eukaryota; Fungi; Ascomycota; Sordariomycetes; Togniniales; Togniniaceae. The record is from RefSeq and is a predicted model, not a curated record. The coding region runs from base 1 to 627 and encodes 208 amino acids. Gene Ontology annotation, molecular function: tubulin binding. The transcript has 6 exons. Gene Ontology annotation, cellular component: cytoplasm; prefoldin complex.
AUGGCCAGCAAAGGAAAAGAAGUCGCAUCCGAGAGCAGCAGCAGCAAGGAUGCGCCCACGAACCCACGCGGCAUUCCGUUCGCACCGUUCGUCGACAAGGUCGAGGACUAUGUCUCGUCGAGGGCGGAUGUCGAGCCCACGCUGCGCAGCUUCCAGGAGAUGAUCUCGAAGUACCAGUUCAUGGAAGCGAAUCUACAGCGGAGGGUUGCCGGCUUGAAGGACAAGAUGCCUGAUAUCCAGAAGACGCUGGACACAGUCCGGUUUCUGAAAACGAGAACGGACGAGUCCGACCCUAUCGAGACGACAUUCGAGCUCAAUGAUACCCUUUUCGCAAAGGCUGAGAUCCCUCCGACCGACGAGGUUUAUCUGUGGCUCGGGGCGAAUGUGAUGCUUUCAUAUCCGAUCGAAGAAGCAGAGACCUUGCUCCAUGGGAGGUUAAGUGCCGCGAAACAAUCACUAUCGAAUUGCGAGGAGGAUCUAGACUUUCUCAGGGAACAAAUCACAACGAUGGAGGUUGCUGUUGCAAGAGUUUACAACUGGGACAUUGUACAGAAACGGAAAGAUCAGUCGCAAGACGAGAAGGGCAAAGGCGAAGACAAAGAGGAAGAUGAUCCGUCGGGCGGCUGA